AUUACCAGCUCCUAUAGAUAAUUAUGAAAAGAAAAUUGUUUUUUUAAUCUGAAUGUAACGUGCUGGCUUAAGUUUAUAAAGAAGUGCCUAAACUUGCGUGCCCACUAUAUCCUCCAUUAAAUCGUCCGAUACAGUCCACUGGGAGUUUUCUUUCAGAAACAUCAAUCACCAUGACAGUUCAAUCCUCUAAACAUCAAGAUGAUGCCGAGAAAAGUUCAAGGAGUUCUUAUUUUAAUUUACCAGCAUUGGAUGUUUCCCUUGCAUUCCCUCAAGCAACUCCAGCUGCCAAGUUCCCUCCUUCUGUGUCAGACUAUUAUCAGUUUGAUGAUCUCUUGACUUCUGAAGAGAUGGCUAUUAGAAGGAAAGUAAGAGAGUGUGUGGAAAAAGAAAUAGCUCCAAUAAUGGCAGAGUACUGGGAGAAGGCAGAGUUUCCAUUUCAUGUUGUUCCGAAGCUUGGUGCCCUUCAUAUUGCUGGCGGCACGAUCAAGGGUUAUGGAUGUCCUGGUCUGUCCAUUACUGGAUCUGCAUUUGCUACAGCAGAACUAGCUAGAGUUGAUGCUAGUUGCUCCACUUUCAUUUUGGUCCAUUCCUCUCUAGGCAUGCUCACUAUUGCACUAUGUGGGUCAGAGGCACAGAAACAGAAAUAUUUGCCUUCUUUGGCACAGUUAAACACCAUAGCAUGUUGGGCUUUGACUGAACCUGAUUAUGGAAGUGAUGCAAGUGCUUUGAAAACAACUGCGACAAAGGUGGAAGGAGGGUGGAUACUUGAGGGCCAAAAGCGUUGGAUAGGAAAUAGUACCUUUGCAGAUGUGUUGAUUAUUUUUGCAAGGAAUUUAACUACGAACCAAAUAAAUGGUUAUAUUGUAAAGAAGAAUGCUCCUGGAUUAACGGCUACAAAAAUAGAAAACAAAAUUGGUCUGCGGAUGGUUCAAAAUGGAGACAUUCUGUUGAAGAAAGUCUUCGUACCUGAUGAGGACAGAUUACCUGGAGUCAAUUCUUUUCAGGAUACAAGCAAGGUUUUGGCUGUUUCACGUGUAAUGGUUGCUUGGCAACCUAUUGGUAUAUCAAUGGGUGUCUAUGACAUGUGUCACCGGUAUCUGAAAGAGAGGAAACAGUUUGGUGCACCAUUGGCGGCAUACCAAAUCAACCAACAGAAACUUGUUCAAAUGCUGGGCAAUGUUCAAGCCAUGGUUCUUAUUGGUUUGCGCCUUUGUAAAUUGUAUGAGAGCAGUAAAAUGACCCCGGGUCAUGCCAGCUUGGGAAAGUCAUGGAUCACCGCAAGGGCUAGGGAAACAGUUGCUCUUGGACGUGAGUUACUUGGUGGCAACGGAAUUUUGGCUGAUUUUCUUGUUGCAAAGGCAUUCUGUGAUUUGGAACCCAUUUACACUUACGAAGGCACUUACGACAUCAACAGCUUGGUAACGGGUAGGGAAAUCACUGGUUUUGCAAGUUUCAAGGCGCCUCCACAGCGAAGCCGCCUUUGAUUUGAUGGUAACAUUAUCUUUCUUGUUAAUGAAAUAAGAUUGUUUCUAUCUUUGGGACAUGCUUCGAAUUUUAAUUGAGCCUUCCAUGCACUAUUAUAUUUUCCAUAGCCCUUUCAUUAUGCUUGUCGGAGUGCAUAAGAUUGAUGACGAGAGUGCUAUUAUGUUUUUAUCUUUGUUUUUUUU
This is a messenger RNA of Pistacia vera, 1667 nucleotides long. Its product is annotated as acyl-coenzyme A oxidase 4, peroxisomal. The record is from RefSeq and is a predicted model, not a curated record. Gene Ontology annotation, molecular function: acyl-CoA dehydrogenase activity; flavin adenine dinucleotide binding. Gene Ontology annotation, biological process: fatty acid beta-oxidation. Gene Ontology annotation, cellular component: peroxisome. The transcript has 13 exons. The coding region runs from base 171 to 1484 and encodes 437 amino acids. Lineage: Eukaryota; Viridiplantae; Streptophyta; Magnoliopsida; Sapindales; Anacardiaceae.